This is a messenger RNA of Theileria annulata, 2700 nucleotides long. Its product is annotated as endonuclease (xp-g/RAD2 homologue), putative. Gene Ontology annotation, cellular component: nucleus. The record is from RefSeq and is a predicted model, not a curated record. Gene Ontology annotation, molecular function: DNA endonuclease activity; single-stranded DNA binding. The coding region runs from base 1 to 2700 and encodes 899 amino acids. The transcript is spliced from 4 exons. NCBI's taxonomy places the organism in Eukaryota, Apicomplexa, Aconoidasida, Piroplasmida, Theileriidae. Gene Ontology annotation, biological process: nucleotide-excision repair.
AUGUCAGACAACACAAUUCCUCCCGCUGACUUAAAUACAGCAUUGAACCUUCUGGUUCUUACUAUGCUCAACGAGCAAGUGAAAAAAGUGUGCUUUAACAAGUGUUUCCCAUCAAAAUUCGACGAUAAACUAAAUAAAAACGAACAGAUUUGUAUCGCAAAGUGCAUGGACAGAAUGUACGAAGCUCACACAAUACUAUCGCAGGCGGUUUCAGAAGCAUCUAAGAAUAUUACAAAUUCACAACAAGUUGAAUCGCUCUUCGGCAAAGUUUGCGCAAUUGAUGGAAGUUUUUGGAUCAGCCAUUGUCUAGCGUCAGAAUCCAACAUGAGGCAUGGCGGAGAUAUAGUUGCUGUGUUCUUUCUGAGGAUUUGCUAUCUUCUUGAUAGGGGAAUCAAACCGGUGUUUGUAUUUGAUGGAUGCUCUCCAUUUGCUAAAAUGAAAACUAUUAUUAGGCGGAAAAUCGCAAGAGAAAAAUCAGAAACUAACCACAAAUUGAUGGCAUUCAAACUGCUUGCCCUACAAAUGAAAAACACUUCAAGGCAUAAUAAACCUAAGCCUACUGAAAAUGAUAGAAUUCAUUUUGGGCCUUCCAAAAAUUUUAAUGGUGUCAAUUCUCCUCCUGUUACUGAUUCUCUUCACGUCCUUCCCACCGACGUUUGUGUUGAUGAAGGUGAUGAUCCCGCCACAAAUUCGUUAAAAGAACUAAUUGAAGACGAUUUAACAGAUGAAAAGGAAAAGGAAGAAACAAAUCCAAAUUAUGAUGAGCUCUUGGAACUUUUUUCAGAAGAAUUUGAUCCAAAAGAAGAUUCUCAAGGGACUUUAGAAUAUUAUAAUGACUUAAUGUCAUCCACAGAUGUAAAUUAUGAAAAUGAGAUUUCAUCAAUAAAGAACUCAGAGUAUUUGUCAAAUAAGACUAAAUUUGAGCUUAUGAAUGCAGUUAGAGAAAGGUUUAUCCAGGACGAUAUGAAUGAAUGCAUAAGGAUUAAGGAUGAUAUUGAUCAAUAUUCCAACUACCAAAUUAAAUCAUAUAUCAGAGGACUAAGAAUUAAUAAUGAAAUUGAAGGUUUUAGGUCAGAAGUGACAAAGGAUAUGCUAAACAUACAACAUCUUCCAGGAGAGUCAAAUAUAGGAUAUAGUCAUAACACUAGACUGGGUUUUGAUUUCUGUAACUAUAACAGAUACUUUGGAAGAAAAUUGAUGAAUAAUCUGGAUCCAGAAAUUGAAUAUCCAAUUAAAACAGACCCGAAGGAAGAGAUUGAAUGUAUUGAAAAUAAACCAAAGGAACUGGUUGACAAGGCAUUAUUUGAAACAGACGAUGAUAUUUUCGGCAAGGAAUUCAUGUCAGAUAUUAAUGAAAAAUCACAAGAAUCUUCUAAAAACACUGUUAAAAAUGAUUUCAGGUCUUCUGAUACAACUGAAUUGAACAAUUUAUCACCAAUUGAAAUAACCAGUUCACCAGAAAAAUUGAAAUCCGACCCUAAAAUUGAUAGUCGAGACCCUAAAAUUGACAAAUCACACAAUAACUAUUUUUUGGCUCUGUAUAGAAAAUAUUUCAAAGAUUUGCAGAUGGGAGAGGAUUUGAAAGAGUCGGAGUCUAAACUUGAGAGUGAAUUUAAUUUGGAAGUCAAGGAAUCAGAGAUACCUACUGAGAAUAAUGAAAUAGAAGGGGAAGAAACUGAAGAAUAUAUUACAGAAAGUUCAAGAGUAGUUGGCUAUGAAUAUACAGAUUCCCAUUCAGUAUCAUUAAAUCAUAAACAUCCUUAUUAUGAAAAUAUCCAUAAAUUACUUGACCAUUUUGGAGUGCCGUACAUAGUGGCGCCGUCAGAGGCUGAGUCUCAGUGUGCAUAUAUGAAUAGGAGUGGGAAGUGUUACGCAGUUAUUUCAGAUGACUCAGACUCUCUGGUCUUUGGAGCCAAGUGCCUCUUGAAAAAUUUCUACAACGAUAAGGUGUUUGAGCUGUAUAAGCUGGACAGGAUCAGAAGAGAGUUGGGGAUAGGAAGGAAACAGUUGGCGUUAAUUGCAAUCAUUUGUGGCUGUGAUUACACUAACGGAGUUAAAGGGAUAGGGAUAGUAAAUGCUCUAGAAGUUAUUAAAGCUUACCCAACGUUUGAGGAUCUGUAUGACUUCAGAGAUUGGGCAACAAGUGACCUUAGCGUAAAGGGCGCAGUAACAGAUGAAUGUCCUAUCAGGAAAUCAUACAAACUUGCACAUGUUAAUUAUAGAGUAAAUUGGACCUUUAGCCCAGAUUUCCCAAAUCGAGAAGCCUACAACAUGUUCCUUAACCCAUCAGUAACAGAUUCUUACAAACUCGAGUGGAGACCACCAGAUGUAAAUUCAUUAAUUAGUUUUAUGGGCAGAAAGUCAAUAUUGCCGUUGGAUCAAGUGAAAGAGUGCCUAAGAAUGCUAUCAUUAAGGAAAUCCCAGCAAUUUAUUAUCGAGGAUAUUAUGCCUGAAAUCAGGGCGAAUCCAUACGUAAAGAGCUCAUUAAAAAAUUACAGGAAAACACUAAACACUAAUUUAUCAGCAUUUAGGAAAGCAUUAUCGAAUAUUAAAAUGAAGUCCAAGUUCAAUGUUAAUACGACCAUGGUUUAUGAGCGUAACCACACAUUGUCGAAAAUCAGAUCAAAAAGAAUGAAAGAUUCAAUCAAAGUAAUUAGAAGUCGAGGUCGCAAAAAACAUUUUAAUUUUAAUUUAUUAUAA